CACCCUAUGCCGAAACUCACGAUCGUCCGCACCUUGAAGUAUCAGCUACCACGAACAAAAACAAUAGCAACGAGCUUACUCAUUCAUAUUUGAACUAUGGCCGACGGUGUAUACAGCCUUGAAGAGGUGGCGAAGCAUACCUCCAAAUCCGAUUUGUGGAUUGCUGUUUGGAACCACGUCUACGAUGUAACUGACUAUCAAGAGGACCAUCCGGGCGGCAAAGAAUUCUUGCUGGAGAAUGCCGGAACCGAUGCAACAACUGCAUAUGAGGACAUUGGUCAUUCAACAGAUGCCAGAGAGAUACUGGAGAACCACCGCAUUGGCAAACUCAAUGAUGACGACUGGACAGACCAUGACACGAAGAAGAUGCCUGAAGUCAAGCCGCACAGCGUCCAUGUUGUCAACAAUCUACCUCCACCAAAAACGCAUCAUUACCUCGUGCCCAUACUGGGCGCUGGUUUAAUGUCCUUAGUUGGACUGAUCGUUUUGGGUUCAAGAUUCUCGACAAACCUGCGCUUCCAAGGCGGCGGGUUCUGGAAAGGAUUCGCUGUGUCGUCUCUGGCCAGUCUGCUUCUGGCGGGAUGUGCAAGCCUGUGGGCGUCGAACAAUCUGCAAGUCGCACAUAAAGACUUCCAAUCAUAUCCGGCACAUUUCAAAUCCAAGUCUACGUCUUCUAGGCCCUCAAAGAAGAAAGACAUCAAUCUCGGGGUACUCAAUGCUCGAGUGUACCAGAAGUUUCCACUAAAAAAGAAGUUCCAUCUAUCACACGAUACUAUCCGUUUUGUAUUUGGGUUGCCUCAUGAGAACUCUGUACUUGGCUUACCUACUGGCCAACAUGUUGCAAUCAGACACGAAGUGGACGGAAAGCAAAUCACUCGGUCUUACACACCAACAUCAAGCAACAAAGACCUGGGACGCCUCGAAUUGACUAUCAAAGUCUACAAGGAUGGAAAACUCACUCCAUGGUUGAGCAACUUGAACAUUGGAGACACGGUCGAGAUUCGAGGACCAAAAGGAGAGAUGAAGUACCACAAGAACUUAGUCAAAGAGCUUGGAAUGAUUGCCGGAGGAACUGGUCUCACGCCCAUGUACCAAAUCAUCCGGCGCAUCUGCGAAGACCCCCGAGAUGAUACUAAGCUCACGCUAAUAUACGCCAAUAAGACUGAAGAGGACAUCUUGUUGAAAAAAGAGCUGGACAACUUUGCAGAAAAGUACGGCCAAUUCAAGGUGCACUACGUGCUCAGCGAUCCUCCUAAAGACUGGCAAGGGGAUAAGGGCCGCGUCAAUAAGCAGAUGGUCGAUAAAUUACUACCAGCACCAGCUGGGGAUGAUACAAAGGUGCUUGUCUGCGGACCUCCCCCUAUGACGGAUGCCAUGAUUGAGAUAUUGCAACAACGCGGCUUCAUGCCACCAGGGAAGAUAUCGAAGCCUCAAGAUGAGAUCUUUAGUUUCUAGUAGUGCACGUUCAGGCAAGCAACCAGUUAUAGACGACGUUGGAAGUGUGCAAAAGCUGCGGAUUACACCAGAGACUUAGGUUCUAUUGGUAAUCUAUUUAGCGAUGGAGGGAUUGAGAAUAAUGCUUAGAACUUCAGACUCGAUUAGAAUUCAAUGUAGAUGGCUUGAUUACUCAACCCAUACUACAUGUGUUUUACACAUAAGCCUCACGCAUACAAAUACUAUAAUUUCCAACGCUAUUUACACUUGAAUAUUGAGUACAAUGUCAUAUGUUAGUAUGGAACUUGAAAUGGUGGCGCGCUCCGGACAUCACAAUCUUCUCUAAUUCAACAAACCUACCUGAUAAUGCGUUGCACUAAACAUGGAGCCUUCUGCUGUCCCAUGCUUCAGAUUCAGCUUCAGCAGCUUCGUCGAGAC
This is a messenger RNA of Dothidotthia symphoricarpi CBS 119687, 1872 nucleotides long. RefSeq lists its product as uncharacterized. Gene Ontology annotation, molecular function: oxidoreductase activity. NCBI's taxonomy places the organism in Eukaryota, Fungi, Ascomycota, Dothideomycetes, Pleosporales, Dothidotthiaceae. Bases 97 to 1455 code for a protein of 452 amino acids. Gene Ontology annotation, cellular component: endoplasmic reticulum. The record is from RefSeq and is a predicted model, not a curated record. The transcript has 2 exons.